AUGAGAAAGAAAGGGGUUCCAAAUAGAUUCACUAGAGCCUCAGGGAUCAAAGCUGUUGAUCCAGAAAUUCAACACCUUGAAACUUCUCUCACCGAUCUUCCAUCACACAUCACAAUCCAAAUUCUUCUUAGACUUCCCCUUAAGUCUAUUCUCAAAUGCAAAUGUGUUUGUAGAAGUUUGAAAUCGUUGAUCUCAAACCCUGAAUUCACCCAUCUGCACUUCAAGGAAGCAAAACCUGGUGUCAUGAUUCGGUCCAAUGAUUCAAGAACCCUACACUUACUUGAUCAAUUGAAUAUGUUUGAAGAUGGCGUUGAUAAAGAAAAGGUACAAUUUUGUGGUUGUUUUCGUAUCUUUAUCAACCAUAUAUGUAGAAAUCCCUGGAAGCUUGACCCUAAAUUCAAACUCCCUUUUCGUGAGAGCAAUUAUAGUGUGGUGAAUUCAUGUAACGGCCUUAUUUGCUUGUGUGAUCCAUUGAAUAACAAUCCUUUGGCUGUGAGCAACCCAGUUACAGGCGAGUUCAUAAGACUUCCAGAUUCUCACCGAAUUCAUUAUGAAAGUCAUGGAACCCUAAUAUAUGUUGGUUUUGGUUUCCAACCUAAAACUAAUGAAUAUAAGGUGGUGAGAAUUUUGAAGGAAUCACCGAGACGUAGUACCUUUUUGUGGUAUUCUAAGGAUCUGGUUGUUCAAGUUCAUACUGUGGGAACAUCAACAUGGAAGAAUGUUGUUGUUGAUCCCAAGCUUUUCAUUAGGUACCUUACAUUUCCCACUUGUGUGAAUGGGGUACUUCAUUGGAUAGUUUCUCAUGAUUGGAGAGGUUUAAUAUUGUGUUUCAACUUUGAAAGUGAGAGCUUUGAAUACCUCCCAACUCCUCCUGGUGUAUUUAAGAAUAAUGGAAUCACAGAUAUCGAAAGGAUAAGCAUGGCAGAGUUAAAGGGAUUUCUCUACAUCUGUGAUUCAUCUUCUAAAGAUAUUCCUGUUGUAGUGUGGAUUAUGAAGGAAUAUGGUAUUGGGGAAUCUUGGACAAAGAUUUUCAGCGUUGACACUAGGGGCGAACAUUGUUGGCCUUUAGGUGGUUUGUAUUGGCCUGUGAAACAUUUUGAGAAGGUUGAUGCCAUAUUGAUGUUUCAUUCUGACAAUUACUUUAUCUACUAUGAACCCAAAAGAUCUUUUUCCAAGAGUCUUAUGGUUCGUGGGAGACCUAUGGUUCGUCGGACUGGAUCGACAUUUGAUGUUUUUCCUUACAUUCCCAGCCUCAUCUCACUGAAGGAUGUUGUGAAAGAGGACAAUGUAGAGGUUCUCAAUGUCUACUCACGGUAA
Lotus japonicus is the source of this 1317-nucleotide messenger RNA. Its product is annotated as F-box protein At3g07870-like. NCBI's taxonomy places the organism in Eukaryota, Viridiplantae, Streptophyta, Magnoliopsida, Fabales, Fabaceae. The coding region runs from base 1 to 1317 and encodes 438 amino acids. Gene Ontology annotation, molecular function: protein binding. The record is from RefSeq and is a predicted model, not a curated record. The transcript has a single exon.